Messenger RNA from Dicrocoelium dendriticum, 2101 nucleotides. The record is from the annotation of a GenBank genome assembly. Lineage: Eukaryota; Metazoa; Platyhelminthes; Trematoda; Plagiorchiida; Dicrocoeliidae.
AAGCGCACUUGCCAGUGCUAGCGUGCCACUUAUCGAUCGGAUAUUUAAAAUCUUGUGAAUGACUGAGCGAUGGACCGCAUGACGUUCCACUCCAUUUUGUAUGUCGUCGUCACCAGUCUACCUAGCUCAAUUGCAGAAUGCCAGCCAACCCCGGUCGAUGUCAAAAGGGAGCACCCAUUUUGGAGCUUGCGCGCAUUUGAAAAUUUGAAGUAUCCUUACGGGUUCCCGAUUGAUUUCCUUGGUGCAGUGGUUGGGCAGUUUGUGUUAAAUAUCACUCAAUGCACGGGUGCUUUGACUCCCUAUGACGAGCGAAUCUGUACAUAUAGUAAUCUUGUCAAGUAUUGUCAAUAUGGAGCAAAGGAAAUGGAGAGCAUGUUAAAGGCUGGAGAAGGUGACGCGAAGUGCCCUGGCGAUAAUAUCCCGCAACUCGAUACGCAAGGCAAAACGAUCCCGGUACCUUACAAUCGAUCUACCAUACAAGUGAUCCCGUUGACGAUUACGAAUGAUAUCCAAAGUUUUGAUGAAAAUUGGAGAAUGGACCUACCGGAAUAUUUCACGAAAUGUGGUGCAUGUACGGACAUGAUUAGCAUAGGCGGACUCUAUGUUUGCGACUACUCCAAGUUCUUGAGUAUUUUUCAAUACACCGUUCGGAAUCCUUCAGUUAUAUCAUGGGAUCAGUCGGAACAGAAUGUUUUUUCGUUGUAUGUGUACUACUUUUGUACGAUCGCCUGGCCAGAGUUUAUCAAGGACAACCCUAAUACUCUCCACCCAAAGCAUCAUCCAUUUUGCCCAAACCCAUGUUCGGUCCGUUUGAACCCUUGUUCCAAAGUGCCGAAUGCUAUACCAGCUAUCAAAACGCCGCAAAUCCUCUCUUCUAUUAGUGCAAGCAACUGCAUCUUGGUGAACAAUGGUUUGUUCGAAGGAGAGUAUGAAUGCCUAUGCAGGCAGGGAUAUGUUUGGAACAAACACGCCAAAACCUGUGAAGCUCCUGAUUUAUGUGCGCGUAAUGCUGAGGAACGGAAGAAAAACCCGCUAGUUCAACCGAUCUGUUCGGAGAAGGGUACUUUACGGUGUGUAUCGUUUCCUCCCCCACCAUCGGAGCAUGAGAAGGAUGAUGAUUUUUACUUGACCGGAGCGCAUAUAGCCGCCCGUUACGCCUGCGUGUGUCGCAAUGGUUUUAUGGGACAACGAUGUGACCGACUUCGGGAUGCUUGCAUUGAGAGUGGAAGACCCGGAACAGUGUCAGGUGAACAGGCGUGCAGAACAUACUUGGGUAACAAGUGCACCCCACACAAUGGUACGGAUUAUUAUUUCUGCAAAUGCGCUGAGAACUGGGUUCACAAUCCUGCUUACCCUUUUCCAAAUUGUUACAAACGCCGAACCAUUUGUGACCGGAUCAUUUGCCGCAAUCGUGGGACCUGCGUGGGUUCUGCUGAUCAACGCGCAUUUCUCUGUGUUUGCGAAUACGGCUGGCACGGUAGACUAUGUGAGCUUCCAGAUGUGAGACACUGGCUCCCAUGGGGAUCGUGGACAUUGUGCUCUGCCCCGCUUUGCGGAGGUAGGGGUUGGCAGAGUCGGUCGAGAGAAUGCCGCGUGCCAGUCAACAACAUCACUGGAUUAGGGCAGUGUGAUGGCAACUCCGUAGAAUAUCGACCGUGUCGUAGCGGGUGCCCUGAUCCAGUGCGAAGUUAUCUGCCAAUGAUCAAGCUCAUCGUCUUCUUCGCGUGUUGCUUGCUAAUCCUACAAUUCGCUGUCGGCGUGGUCUAUGUGCUUUUGCAAAUGGAGUACAUGUGAUCUGGAUACAUGACGGCUGAUCUACUUCCGCUCUCUUCACCAGCUUGGUCCAUCUGUAGAAAUACUUCAACCGUGAUGUCGACACACGAUUAACCCAGCUGUAAUAGGCAUUGUAUCUAAGUUUUACGCACAGGGAAAUAAUUGGAUCCGAUACUAUUGCGAGAACCAAGUGUAGAUGGCCCUAAUUGAUGGGAACGUUGGUGUGGCUGUUAGUGGUAGAUUCCAUCCAACCCAUACAGAUGUGUUUGCUUGCUGGCUUCUUUGUAUAUAGUUGAUCCCCACAAUACACUUCUUAGAGGUAAAAUAA